Moneuplotes crassus is the source of this 1984-nucleotide messenger RNA. NCBI's taxonomy places the organism in Eukaryota, Ciliophora, Spirotrichea, Euplotida, Euplotidae. The record is from the annotation of a GenBank genome assembly.
GAACAAAAUGCCAAAACAUAGAUCAAGAAAAGCUGGGAAGAAGCAGAUUCAGCAAGCCAAAUUUAGGGAAAUUCAGAAGAGAGCAAAGGAGUACUUUGCUGAGAAUACUCCUGAUGACCAAAAGUCUCUCUAUGAUAGAAUAGGUAACCAAGAUCCUAAAGUUCGAGAAAUGGCAUAUAUCACCCUUUCAACAAUUGAUAUCAACCCUUUGAGGGGUUUAGGAGUUGAGAUUUUCAACGAUGAGAUGACUAAGAGAGUCAUUGACAGCCUCAACGACCCUAUCAGGAAGAACUCUCUUUGUGUUUUUGCUUCAAUAAGUAACAUUCUUAACUCAGCAGAUUUGUACAAUAAGCCAGAAGUCUUAGCAAGUUAUCUUGAAAAGGGCCUUUUGGAUGUUAUUAAGGACAAUUUAGUCAACAUUGGGGUUGAACUCACCUCUAACUGGGGCAAGAUGCACAAGAACGAUACUGAUAAAGCCCUACUUUACAUCGAGAAUUCUUAUAAGCUGUUGGACACUAUUGUUGUUCUGGAAAGUAUUUGUGUCGAAGAGAAUCUCGAUUUCAUUAGUCAGCAUGAAGGCUUAUUGGAGACGACCAUCCAAAUUAUGAUUUCAAAAGAGUGUGAUUAUGUUAAAGAAGAUAAAAUUUGGGUAAAUGAGUCUAUUUUAUAUUGGCUCACACAUUUCUUAUACUCUUUGACUAAGGACAACCCUGGGCUAUGAGACAAAAUUAGAGAUGUCAGUGAUAUUGGUGAAUACAUAACCUCUGCCAUUAGCUCUCUCGAAGAAAGCAACAUUCAUAUCUGUUCCAAUCUUAGCGGGUUGAGCUUUAACCUCUCUUCAGGUGAAUUCAUCGAGAAGCUGUCAGAGUCUGAAUCUUAUGUGAAUUUUGUUCAUAUUCCAGCGACUAAAAUAUUGAUUGGUAUGAAUUCUCCUCAAUACGAGUUCAACGAGAAUUUCUCUGACAAUAUCGAGCACAUCAAAGGGUCUCUUUCCAGUAAUAACGAGGAAGAAGAGACUAUCUCAAAUACUCCGCCUGUUAGCAAUGAUAAGCUUUCACAAAUAAUCUCUGAUUUCUUGAAUGAGAUGAGCGGACAGGUAAAGAAAUGGAAAAAUUUCGCAAUCGGACAUAUGAAUGCACUUGAAAUUUUAAGCCAAGUUUUGGUAGGAUUAGGUCCUCAACAAUCUGAAGAGCCAGAUGAGAGAGCAGAAUGGAUCAUUUCUACAUUUACCACACCUGUAACUGGUCUUAAUGGAGAUACUACUUUGUUCCUUGAAAUCUUGAAACAUCUGCAGUCAGUAACAAUGAAGACUAAAGUCAACCUUGAAGAGAUUCAUGGGAUUGGUGGUCUAGUUAUAGAUGUCCAAUAUUCAGCCUGAGAAGUACUCAUAGACCUCUUAAUAGCAGCUCCACAGAUGUUCUUUGAUCCUGAAAAUGAAAAAGAUUCUCGAGUAGUGGUCGAAACAGUCUUGAAUGCUCUCAAAUUUCAGAAUUAUGCAAGCAGGUUCGUUGAAUGUGGACUCCGGUUCCUUGGGCUUUACUCUAAGAACUUCCCUGAAAUGAUGAGAUCAGUUCUUGAAGAGAAUAAAGCUUCUGAGUCUUUCCUGCAAUUAGUCGAGUCUGUAAAAGACACAGAGAUGAUAGUUCACGGUCUGACUAUCCUCUCGGCAAUGUUUUCUACAACUGAGCACACAGCUGAAGAUAAUGAGAGGAUCUGUAAACUUCUUCUUCACUAUAUCCAGUCUCCAAACCUACGGGUGAUUUGUGAGUCUCUAAAUGCUAUUUUCGAUAUUUAUUCUGAGGAAAAUUUCGACCCAGUCUUGGUAAAGCUCGACAUUGUUCCAAAGCUAGAGACUAGCCUCUCGCUCUACCACCAGAUGAUGAAAGACCAGGUUCAUCUCUACGAAGAGGAAGAGAUGGAAUUCUUUGGAGAAAUCCUUGAAAAUCUUGAAGAAUUUAUUAAGUAUAAGAAGGAGCACAUGUAA